Diospyros lotus (date-plum) is the source of this 1008-nucleotide messenger RNA. RefSeq lists its product as uncharacterized. The transcript has a single exon. The coding region runs from base 1 to 1008 and encodes 335 amino acids. NCBI's taxonomy places the organism in Eukaryota, Viridiplantae, Streptophyta, Magnoliopsida, Ericales, Ebenaceae. The record is from RefSeq and is a predicted model, not a curated record. Gene Ontology annotation, cellular component: cytoplasm; nucleus.
AUGAAUGAUCUUGAUAGACAACGCAGUUUAAACAUGCUAUAUGCUGCUCCUAGAACCCUUAGGCAUCAGUUAGAGACGGUUGAAACCAUGACAUCUGUUCGGAUUGGUGAUGCUAUCUUUCAGUGUCUCUCCGAGGCUGAGUCCGACACUGAUGAAGUUCAACAGCAAGCCCUCCAAACCCUAGCUUCCGUCACCAAAGUCAGUCCCCAGAACAGGAACUUGGUUGCACAAACAGAUGGAGCCAUCUCUACCCUUAUCAACCUAUCCAAAUCAUCAUCCCCCAACGUUCAAUUUCUGUCCCUGUCCAUUCUUUUCAAUCUCUCCCUCAACCCUAAUCUCAAGCAGUCUCUUGCAGAUAUGGAAACCAUAUCACACCUCAAUUCUAUGAUUCUCUCCUCGGCUUCCCUUGAAUUGAGCAAAUUAGCAACUUCCCUGAUAUGCAGCUUGGCGAUGCUAGAUAAGAAUAAGGCCAAGUUUGGGGUAGCAGGUACCAUUGAGACACUUGUGGAGGCAGUUUCAGGGCCUCGCUGCCCUGCCUCCCACUACCUGCUUAGUUCUUUGGCGGAGCUUGUCCAGUUCCAUGGAAACUGCACACUCGCUGUCCGUUCUGGAGCUGUUGAGGUGCUUCUGCAGAUUGUGGAAAACUGUGAAGGUGAGGACCUAGCCGGGACUUCUUUGGCUAUCCUCUGUCUCCUUGCCAGGUUUGAAGAAGGAUUGACUGCCCUUAGGAAGACACCUCAGGUUGUAAGUUCAAUGCUGGAAGUGUUGCAAGGGAGAUGCAGUUUCAGCAAGGAAGGUGCUGCUGAAAUACUUAUCCGCUUGUUUGAUGAAAGCGACGAGUGUGUGAGGGAUGCUCUGAGCCUGCCCGAAUUCACCUCUGUUCUUGCAGACCUCUCGGUUAGAGGGUCAGUGAGAGCUCGAGAGAAGGCUGUUUUGCUGAUGAAGAAGAUGGUACGGGUUGACUAUGAUUCUCAUGGUGACGGGAAUACUUUGCUUCUGCAAUGGUAG